This is a messenger RNA of Wickerhamiella sorbophila, 2013 nucleotides long. Its product is annotated as Acetyl-coenzyme A synthetase 1. Bases 1 to 2013 code for a protein of 670 amino acids. Gene Ontology annotation, cellular component: cytosol. Gene Ontology annotation, molecular function: AMP binding; acetyl-CoA synthetase activity. The transcript has a single exon. The record is from RefSeq and is a predicted model, not a curated record. NCBI's taxonomy places the organism in Eukaryota, Fungi, Ascomycota, Dipodascomycetes, Dipodascales, Trichomonascaceae.
AUGAACCAAUUGAUUGACGUCAAGGCGGUUGCUCCGCCCAAACAAAGCGUUCCCCGCAAGGGCUCGGGCCAGGUCGCAAGCACUGAAGAGUACCAGGCGCUCUAUCGCCAGAGUAUCGAGAACCCGACGUUGUUCUUUGGCGAACAGGCUCGGAAGCUGCUUCACUGGUAUCGCGACUUUGACACCGUGGUCAGUGGUGACUUUUAUGGGUUCUCAAACCCGCCAAGCUGGUUCAAUGGCGGGCUAAUUAAUGCCUGCUACAAUGCCGUUGAUCGCCAUGCCAACGAAACGCCGAAUCAGAUUGCCUUGAUCUACGAGGCCGAUGACGAGCGGCUCAAUUACAACGUCACAUACGAGGAGCUGCUUGCAAGAGUAUGCCAAACCGCGCAAAUGCUCAAGAGCAUUGGCGUGAAGAAGGGCGACAUCGUUACCGUUUAUAUGCCUACGAUUCCAGAGACCGUUUAUACUAUACUUGCAAUCUGUCGUAUUGGUGCCAUGUUCUCGUUAGUAUUUGCCGGGUUCUCCCCCAAUUCCCUGCGUGACCGUAUCCAGCAUGCCAACUCGCGGGUUGUGAUCACCACUGAUCAAGCUCUCCGCGGUGGUAAAGUCGUCGAGACAAAGAGCCUUGUCGACCAAGCUUUGGAGGGCACAGACUGCGUCGAACAUGUGGUUGUCGUCGAGCGCACGGGUGCAAAGGUUAAUAUGGUUGAGGGACGUGACUUUUCCUACAAUAAGACUGUGCCCACUUUCGGUGUCUAUUGUCCUGUUGAAUGGGUUGAUUCAGAGCACCCUUUCUUCCUCAUGUACACUUCCGGGUCUACUGGUAAACCCAAAGGACUCCAGCAGUCUACCGCAGGCUUUUUGUUGGGAACCGUGCUUUCUUCGAAACACGUGUUUGGAGUCUCGCAAGGCGACGUCUACUUUUGCGCUGCAGAUGUUGGUUGGGUCCUUGGCCUAUCGCAUGCUAUUUUUGGCCCGUUGCUCAAUCAUGCUACCACUAUUAUUUUCGAGUCUACCCCGUUACAUCCCACACCUACGCGGUUGUUCGAUGUGAUCGACCGUCACAAGGCCACCCAUCUGUAUACUGCUCCAACUGUUCUACGACUCCUUCGACAGCAUGACGAGGGUCAAAUCAAAAAGUACGAUCUCUCUUCUUUGCGUUGCUUGGGUACUGCGGGUGAACCUAUUGCCAAGGAUGUGUGGGAGUGGUACUUCAACGAGGUUGGCCGUCGCCGGUGCUCUAUCUGUGACACUUACUGGUUGACCGAGAGUUGCAUGGUCAUGCUCACUACAAUUCCCGGCGUGUCAAAUAUGAAACCUGGUGCAGCGGGUAUGCCUUUCUUCGGGGUCAAACCAAAGCUUCUUGACGACAAGGGCCACGAAAUUACAUCCCGACCCGCCGAAGGUACACUUGUAUUCAAGAACCCUUGGCCGUCAAUGGCUCGAACCGUGCGCGGUGACCACCAGCGAUACCAGGAGACUUAUUUGAAACCGUUCCCUGGCUACUUCUUUACCGGCGACGGAGCGGUCUUUGACAAGGAUAACACCAUUUUCAUUACUGGACGUGUCGACGAUGUGGUUAAUGUUAGCGGCCACCGCAUCUCUACUGCCGAGAUUGAAUCCGCAAUCAUGACUGCUCAGGCCGAGAACCUUAGCAUUGCUUCAGAGACCGCGGUCAUUGGUGUCAACGAUGACGUUACCGGACAGGCUUUGAACGCGUUUAUUGUCCUUGAGCCGCACUUCCAAGAUAAGGGACACGCAAAGGUAGUCGAGCACGCUAUUGAACAUGUUGCUAAGGGCAUUGGCAAGUUUGCGGUGCCCAAGAGACUGUUCCUGGUGAAGGACUUGCCCAAGACCCGCUCAGGAAAGAUUAUGCGUCGUGUUUUGCGUAAAAUUGCCAGUGGCGAAGAGGAUCAACUCAGCGACCUCUCCACGUUGAGUGAGCCGGCUGUUAUCGACCAUAUCAUCCAGGUUGUCAAAGCGUCCUCUUCUCAACCACGGGCCCGUUUGUAA